AUUAUACCCCGAUUUUUGAAUUUCAGAUAAUUUUACUGGGCAUGGAAUUAGCUGCCCCCAUUGCCAGCCCCUAUCUUGCCCCUACAAUCUUGGCUUCGUUGAAAGCAUUUCUGAAGAGGUUGGAUCCAGCAUAUCAAGUUGACAAAGGACAGAAAAUCAAAUUAGCAGUGGAACUUGCUAACCCAGAUGAGGAAGUAAAAUGGCUCAAGAAUGGACAAGAGAUCCAAGUGAGUGGCAGCAAAUAUAUUUUUGAAUCUCUGGGAAAUAAAAGGAUCUUGACCAUAAACCACUGCUCAUUGGCUGAUGACGCAGCAUAUCAAUGCGUGAUUGGGGAAGAGAAGACUUUCACAGAACUGUUUGUAAGAGAGCCUCCCAUCCUGAUUACUCAUUCUCUGGAAGACCAAGUGGUCACAGUUGGGGAAAGAGUGGAGUUUGAAGCUGAAGUGUCUGAAGAUGGGGCUACUGUGAAAUGAAAAGAAGCUAGAGGUGUACCAAAGUAUUGCAGAUCUGACCGUGAAGGCACGAGACCAGGCUGUGUUCAAGUGUGAGGUGUCCGAUGAGAAUGUGAAGGGUAUCUGGCUGAAAAAUGGGAAAGAGGUCAUCCCAAACAAUCGGAUUAAAAUCUCUCAUAUUGGCAGAAUCCAUAAGCUAACCAUUGAUGAUGUUACCCCAGAAGAUGAAGCUGAUUAUUCUUUUGUGCCUCAAGGAUUUGCAUACAAUCUCUCAGCUCAUCUGCGUUUUUUGGAGAUUAAGAUUGACUUUGUGCCUAGACAAGAACCCCCCAAAAUUCAUCUGGACUUCAUGGGGCAAACUCCGGACACUAUUAUUGUGGUAGCUGGAAAUAAGCUGAGACUUGAUGUACCCAUCUCAGGGGACCCAGUCCCUGAAGUGAUUUGGCAGAAAAUGAACAAGAAUAAUGAACUGGAACUAAUAGGUGGUGGCUCAAACUCUGUGGACCUUAAGGGCACAUGUGGUGAUUUGACUAACAAUGAGAAGCCAUUUUCUGAUUCGGAAGGUCGAGUCCAUGUGGAAACAUAUGAAGACCACUGUGUGUUUACUAUUGAAGGAGCUGAGAAGGAAGAUGAGGGAAUCUACAGAGUUGCAGUGAAAAAUCCAGCUGGAGAAGACACAGCUGAUAUCACUGUAAAAGUUAUUGAUAUACCUGAUCCACCAGAAGCUCCUAAAAUCACUGAUGUCGGUGAAGACAACUGCAUAGUACAGUGGCAGCCACCUAAGUAUGAUGGAGGACAGGCAAUACUGGGAUACAUCUUAGAGAGGAAGAAAAAGAAGAGCUACAGGUGGAUGAGGUUGAACUUUGACCUUUUGAAGGAUCUGACUUAUGAAGCAAAGAGAAUGAUUGAAGGAGUUGUUUAUGAGAUGAGAAUUUAUGCUGUGAACUCAGUUGGCAUGUCUCGGCCUAGUCCUGCCUCACAGCCUUUCAUGCCAAUUGCUCCUCCAAGUGAGCCAACACACUUUACUGUAGAAGACAUUUCUGACACUUCUGUUGCCCUGAAGUGGAGACCCCCUGAAAGGAUUGGAGCAGGAGGAUUGGAUGGCUACAAUAUUGAAUACUGUAGAGAAGGAUCCACUGAAUGGAUUCCAGCUCUUCCUAGCCCCACUGAACGCACAUCUGUCUUACUUAAAGAUUUGGUUACAGGAGACAAAUUGUAUUUUCGCAUCACUGCUAUAAAUUUAGCAGGGACAAGUCAACCAGCAAUGAUUAAGGAACCAGUUACUGUUCAAGAGAUCUUGCAGCGCCCUAAAAUUAGGCUGCCACGCAAUCUCAGACAAACUUUAAUGAAGAAAGUUGGUGACACAAUCAACAUUGUAAUUCCUUUCCAGGGUAAACCUAGACCUAAAGUUAUCUGGAAAAAAGAUGGUCAGCUAAUAGACCCCGAGGAAGUGGGAAUACGAAACAGCAAUACAGAUACUAUUCUAUUUAUCCGAAAGGCAGAACGUCACCAUUCUGGGAAAUACGAAGUUGAGGUGCAAAUAGAAAACAUGAGUGACAAGGUCACCAUUACAAUGCAGAUUAUGGACAAGCCUAGUCCUCCUCUGAAUAUUAAGAUUGUGGACGUAUGGGGAUUCAAUGUUGCAUUGGAAUGGAUGCCUCCCCAGGAUGAUGGCAAUUCUCAAAUCACAGGAUAUGUGGUCCAGAAGGCAGACAAAAAAACAAUGGAAUGGUACACAGUUUUUGAUCACUAUCGGCGCACGAACUGUGUAGUAUCUGAGCUGAUCAUGGGAAACGAAUACUAUUUCAGGAUCUACAGUGAAAACCUAUGUGGGCUGAGUGAAAAUGCUGCAAUCACCAAAAACUCUGCCUACAUUAAAAAGACAGGAGCAAUUUACAAACCACCUAACUACAAAGAGCAUGACUUCUCUGAGGCGCCAAAAUUCACCCAUCCGCUUUCUGAUCGUUCUGUAGUCUCUGGGUACAAUGCAACACUCAGUUGUGCCAUCAGAGGAAGCCCAAAGCCCAAAAUCUUCUGGUUCAAAAACAAUGUGGACCUUUCCGGAGAUGCCAAGUACCGCAUGUUCAGUAAGCAUGGAGUGUUGACUUUGGAAAUCCGCAAGCCCAGCCCAUUUGAUGGAGGCGUUUAUACCUGCAAGGCGGUGAAUGACUGUGGUGAAGCAGAAAUAGAGUGUCGAUUGGAUGUUAGAGCAACACACUGAAAUUCUAGACAACUGGACAUCAGCAAGCCCAGAUACGGAACUCAGUUGUUUGUCCCAACAAACCUGGGACAUCUGGGAAAUAUUGGAAGAUUCCAGCAACAUAAAGAAAAACCAGCGAGAUGCGUCAGCCCCUCAAAACCCUAAGUAGCUUCUGGACGUCAGAAAUGCUCAUCAACUCCUGCUGCUGGGGAAAUUACAGAACGAAUUUAAUUCAUUUCCUGAUGUGGUUUCAGUCUCUUGUGCUACUUUGCUCUCAAUUAGUAAGACUGUUGUUCUUGAUAAGAGCUUCCACACAUCACCCCCAUCCCCACUCCUGUUAUAAUCAUGCCAACUUAGCAAUUUUGGUUACUAAUGGUUUUACAACGGUAGAACCUGUUUGACCACAAGCAGGGUAUGUGGUAUCUAUAGACAGGAAAUCCACACAAAAUGCAUUCAUCAGUUGUUGUUUUUUAAAAAAAACACAAGUCCAUUUGGGACUGAGACCAAUUGCAUCAUUGUAUUGUGUCUUAGUGCAUAUGCUUAGGCCUCACAUGCAAACAACUGGGAUGUAAUUUUUCAAACACUUGGUUUUGGUUUUUUUAAUGUAAUAUUUAUGGCAGUUAACUUUGGAAGCAGCGAUGAAAGCCUUCUAAAGGAUGUGGCUGUUUUAAGAAUUCAAUCAGAGGUGCUCCACAUUCCUUGGGAAGCACCUCUUUUGAUGACUUUGUGUAGCUCUCCAAGAAACAAUUUCUGCUCAUUUUUUUUUUAAAGAAAAUGUUAUCUAAGAGUUGAAAUGAAAAAAAAAUGAUCGGGGCAAUUCUGCAAAACAAUCUGUUGAGUUCAAUAUUUUUUUUUUGUUAAACACCCUUAAUGUAGUCUAUUUACACAUGGAUUUUGUCAGUGUAGAUUUCACUUUUUAAUCAAACAAAUGGGUUUUAUUUUUCUGAGCGUAUAGUUUGAAUUCACUAAUUCACCAAGUUUUUGUAUUAUGGCUGAACUGCACAGACACAUUCCUUUAGGAAAAAUCACUUAUUCAGUAACAAACUAUGGGAGAUAAUGAAAACAGAAGGUAAGAAUAUUGCAGUGCAAAUAUUUGAAUUUAAAAAUUAGGGAGUUUUAAAUCCUACUAGAUUAGUUUGAAUUGAUUGUUAUAGCAAGAUGUAUGGGAAUGCUGGAGCCAUUAUCAAUACUUUUAGGAAGUAAGAUCCCACCCCACUUUUUGGAUCAGGUAGCAUUACUGGGCACUUUUUAUCUUGCUGGGUCCCAACUUCCUCCUGCUGCAAUGAUUGGCACAAAACUUUGCUGUCAUAUGAGGAGAAAGAAAAGGCCUGACACAAUGAAAAGUAUCUAGAAAUCUUGGGUUCAAGUGCUCCUUAGGCGGAUCUGAAGCCACAUCUGGUACUGCAUUAAGCAUAUAAUCAGACACAUACUAGUCUGAAGGAAAGCCUCAAUGACCCCAGGUUUUCAGUUAUGAAUUGACUUAUAUGGAAUUGUGCUGUUAAGGGAUCAAUCCUCAGUCUUCUAUUCUUAACUACAGUGUGAAAAUGUCUGGUUUAUAUUGCCAUACAUACUAAAUGUAACAUUGUCUUGUGACUGUUAUUCCAUUUUUCAAAGUCAAUUCAAAAAUUAUUUUACAUCAGGAUCAGAAAUUGUAAUAAAGCUCUGUUCCUUGUUUUAACACAUACGGAAUGUAUUCCCUGCACUUUUAGGAAAUAAUGUAAGUUUAUAAACACUGCUACAAAAAUAUAAAGCACCAAAGGUGCUUUUCCAAACACAACACUGUAUCUUUAAUGAAAAUACAUUGCUUCUGCAUAAGGAAAUUAAUAAAAUAACAGUUUUCCUUUUC
Thamnophis sirtalis is the source of this 4498-nucleotide messenger RNA. NCBI's taxonomy places the organism in Eukaryota, Metazoa, Chordata, Lepidosauria, Squamata, Natricidae. The record is from RefSeq and is a predicted model, not a curated record.